AUGCCGUUUAGGUGUGAUCAUUGUGACCAAGGAUUUUACCAAGGUUCCACCCUUAGACGGCAUAAACGUACACAUACUGGAGAAAAGCCAUUCAAGUUUCAACGAUGCGACAAGUCAUACAGACAAUCAGGGCAUCUUAUAGAUCACCAACGCGUCCACACUGGAGAAAGACCAUACAAGUAUCAUAAUGUGUCCGCUAAAUCAACAGUUUUCGAUAAUCCAUGUUCGAUUCCCAUCACAUCGGCAAUGGAAAUUGAAACAAGAUCGCGAGACAGCGAUAACCAAACUGUCAACUAUCCAAUCUCAGUUUCAGAUCACUUCACAGGACACAGGCACGUAGAGUAUGACUCGGAAGAAGACAAUUACUCAAGCACGUUUUCCGAAGUAGAUCUUCAAAAUAUCGGACAUGUUCCAGUAUCUCACCGACUGCCUAGCGUAUCUGAAUAUGGCAAACAUUAUGAUCAUUACAAGCUUAAGAAACAGCAUACAUCGGCGACGCAUUCCGCUGAAGACACUCAACUUCUAGCUGACUUUCCUCAAGAUCAUACGUCGCUCAGCCAGGAAACCAGGGUGUCACUUGAUCGUCAGCAUAUAAUGCGUGACCGUGCAAAUUCACAGACUAGAGAACAGCCGCAUAGUUGUAAGUACUGCAAAAAAUCAUUUCCUACUCAAUCUCGUCUAACAUCUCAUGAAUGUGUACAGCCAGAAAAGAAAACUUUCAAAUGUAAAGUGUGCGAUAAAACCUUCAGUAGGCGAUAUCAUCUUGUUCGUCAUGGACGAGUUCACUCAGGAGAGAAACCCUUUAUGUGUAAGUACUGCGCUAAAUCAUUCAGUGAGAAAUCAAGCUGUACUGUUCAUGAACGCAUCCAUACCGGGAAGAAGCCGUUUGGGUGUGAUCAUUGUGGCCAAGGUUUUUGCGACAGUUCCAACCUUAUACGUCAUAAACGCACACACACUGAAGAGAAGCAAUUAAAGUGUACCGAAUGUAAAAAGGCAUUUAGACGAUCAUCACAUCUCGCCGAUCAUCAACGCGCCCAUACCGGAGAGAAGCCAUUCAAGUGUAAAGUAUGUGGAAAGUCUUUCCGUUGGAAAACCAAUUUAGCAGUACAUGAAAGAAUCUAUCUCUGAUAGAAACUGAUCAAGGAUUGUCACAAGUCUUUUUAUGAAAAGAAACACUUAGAAGACCAUGCAAACACUAACACAAUCAAACAACACACUUCAUUUUAAAAUAAUGGAAGAUGUAGGUCCGUUUUGAAAUGCAAGUAACCCAAUCUGAACUCCAUGCAAAAUUCACUUCUUACACGCUGACUUCUACAUUUGUGGCAUCACAAACAUUUUCAUUAUCACGGUUGCACAGGGCACAAUUUCUAACCAUAUUACUCAAUGCACUUCUUACGCGUAUUUCCAUAUGCAAUGUUCUUAAAAAAACUCAGUUUCGCUGAACAUGCGGCUCAUUUUUGAUAAAAUCAGUAUCUUUUCGUGCAUUUCUAUUCUUUUGCACGCAUGCCGGGUAUAGAUUCUUUCCCUAGAAUGAGACGCUGUGCUGUUUUGAAGCUCGCACCUGUUGCUGAAUAUGUGUUGUACUUUUUUUCCUGUAUGUAGCUUCAGUGCCCUUGGCAUCGUAUUA
Molecule: messenger RNA, 1627 nt
Organism: Sycon ciliatum
Lineage: Eukaryota; Metazoa; Porifera; Calcarea; Leucosolenida; Sycettidae
Product: zinc finger protein 493-like
Exons: 3
Coding region: 1-1128 (375 amino acids)
Biological process (GO): regulation of transcription by RNA polymerase II
Molecular function (GO): RNA polymerase II cis-regulatory region sequence-specific DNA binding; DNA-binding transcription factor activity
Source: RefSeq, a predicted model, not a curated record